This is a messenger RNA of Osmerus eperlanus (European smelt), 1789 nucleotides long. RefSeq names its product LTV1 ribosome biogenesis factor (gene ltv1). The transcript has 11 exons. The coding region runs from base 184 to 1584 and encodes 466 amino acids. Gene Ontology annotation, biological process: ribosomal small subunit biogenesis; ribosomal small subunit export from nucleus. The record is from RefSeq and is a predicted model, not a curated record. Lineage: Eukaryota; Metazoa; Chordata; Actinopteri; Osmeriformes; Osmeridae. Gene Ontology annotation, cellular component: nucleus; preribosome, small subunit precursor; cytosol.
CCUUUGACAUAAUUGGUUCCUUCCAACAAUGGUAGAAGCAGCAUGUGUUGUGCCAGCGUGGAUAAACAACAGCUUUAGCAAACACAUUUAGCUUUAAAAUCAUUUUCUCUGUGUCACAGUGUGUUAUACACUUAUAUACGAAUCCUUUGGAAUACUGCCUUAGUUCCCAGAGCACAUCUGAUCAUGCCUCACAGAAAGAAGAAGUCGUUUAUUCAAAAGAAGAACGCUGUAACGUUUCACCUGGUCCACAGGAGCCAGAGGGACCCGCUUGCUGCAGACGAAAAGGCCCCCCAGCAUGUCCUCUUACCUGCUCACAAGGUGGAGGUGGAGAAGCAGCAUGAGGAGCAGAGGAACUUUGGUGUGUUCUUCGACGACGACUACAACUACCUGCAGCACCUGAAGGAGACCUCCCGGCCCGCGGAGCUGGUGUCGUCGGGCCGACCGCACAGAGACAGACGACCCAUCGACCACCAAGAUGAAGACGAGGAGGAGGAGGAAAUGGAGGAGGGGGUGGAAGUCGCUGGUGCUGCUACCCUCAACCUACCCUCGUCAGUGUUUGCGUCUGAAUUCGAAGAGGAGGUUGGAAUGCUGAACAAAGCAGCCCCCAUCUCAGGACCCAGGCUGGACAUGGAUCCCGAUAUUGUCGCUGCCCUCGACGAGGACUUUGACUACGACGACCCAGACAACCAACUGGAUGACGACUUCAUCAUCAAGGCCAACGACUUCACUGCACCUGUCGCCAUGGCCGGCGAUGACGACGACGAGUGGGAGGACACUGACUCGGACUCUGAUGGCGGCUUGUCCGGGGAGGAGGCGCACGGCGCGCGGGAGUUCAUGUUCAUGGACGAGGAGACCAAGAGUCGCUUCACGGAGUACUCGCUCACCUCCUCCGUCAUGAGGAGGAACGAGCAGCUCACGCUGCUGGACGACCGCUUCGAGAAGUUUUAUGAGCAGUUUGACGACGACGAGAUUGGAGCUCUUGACAACGCCGAGCUGGAGGGCUUCAUUGAACCGGACAGCGCCCGCCUCGAGGAUAUUAUCAAAGAUUACUUUGUACAAAAGAAAAAAGACUUCCAGAGACCCGACGACCUCGGUCCUAAGGAGCUGCCUGCAGUGAAAGAGGACGAGGAGGACGAGGAGGAUGAAGAUGAGCAGGAGAUGGAGACGCUCAUCAUCGAGGCACCAGCAGAAAAGUGGGACUGUGAGACCAUUAUCAGCACAUAUUCAAACCUGUAUAACCGCCCCAAAAUCAUUGCUGAUCCACCAAAGACCAAGCCCAUCCGAGUGUCCAACAGAACGGGCAUUCCACUGGAUGUCCUCCCCGGGCGGGGCCCGACGGCCAAACAGGCGGAGCGGAUGGAGCGCAUUAACGACUCGGACCUGCCCCGCACCGCCACCCAGCCCCGCCCCAAAGACGAGAGCCAGGAGGAGCGGAGAGCCAGGAAACAGGCCAUCAAAGAGGAGCGCAAGGAGAGGAGGACGGAGAAGAAGGCCAACCAAAUGGCGUUCAAACAGGAGAAAGCCCUACAAGAGAAGCAGAUGCUGGGCCUGCGAGCCAACGUUCAGGGUCUAAAGCUGUCCUAACCUUAUCCAGGGACUAUGGAGUCAAAGUACUUUGCCCUCAUAAAAGGAGAAUCAAUGGACUGCCUUGCCGCCUUUAACACUUCUGCAGAAAGGAACAUCCCUCUACCAACACUAGUGGAUUCUGGGGUGCGCGCCAUAUUUCAGAGUUGUUUUCCCCCCCACUCACACCUGAGGGUAAUGAUAAUAUUCUGUCUGCAGUUCACGA